This is a messenger RNA of Knipowitschia caucasica, 2454 nucleotides long. The record is from the annotation of a GenBank genome assembly. Lineage: Eukaryota; Metazoa; Chordata; Actinopteri; Gobiiformes; Gobiidae.
AUGGGAGAGUACGAGCCCAAAAUCGAGGUGCAGUUUCCUGAGGUGGUACAUGUUGCCAAAGGAUCCACGGUGAAGUUAGAAUGUUUUGCCCUGGGAAACCCUGUACCGUCAAUCACUUGGAGGAAGGCAGAUGGAGUGCCCUUCCCCAGAAAAGUGGACAUGAGGAAGGCCAGUGGAGUCCUGGAAAUCCCUUACUUCCAGCUGGAGGACGCGGGCACGUACGAGUGUGUGGCCGAGAACUCCCGCGGCAUGAACACUGUCAAAGGGAAACUCUUCUUCUACGCUCCUCCUCAUUUGACAGAGAAGCCGCAGGACGUGCAGAAGCUCAUCGAUGACUCUCUGGUGUGGGAGUGUAAAGCCACAGCGAAACCCAAACCCUCUUACCGCUGGAUGAAGAACGGAGAGAACCUGGAGCCCACUGAGGAGCGCGUUCAGGUUGUCAACGGGGCACUGUCCAUCAGCCGCCUGACCCUCUCCGAUACCGGGAUGUACCAGUGUGUGGCCGGCAACAAGCACGGAGAGGUGUACUCCAAUGCUGAGCUCCGGGUUAUCGCUGUGGCUCCAGACUUCUCCCACAGUCAGUUGAAGAGCCAGACCCUGGUGAAGGUGGGUGGUGAUGUUCUCAUCGAGUGCAACCCCAAGAUGUCGCCCUGGGGUGUCAUCUCCUGGCGCAAGGGCACUGAACCUCUGCGAGAGACCAGCAGGGUGAACAUUUUAGAGAGCGGAAACCUACGCAUCUGGAAUGCAACCAAGUCGGACUCGGGCACGUACACAUGUGUGGCGAGGAACCAGUUCGGCGUGGCCAGCAGCACGGGCAGCCUCACCGUCAAAGAGCCGACCAUCAUCACGUCUCAGCCCAACACCCUGGAUGUGAAUGUGGGUGAGAGCGUGGUGCUGCCCUGCCAGGUGAACCACGACCCCUCCCUGGAGCUCAAGUUCACCUGGUUCUUCAACGAACAGCUCAUCCACUUCGGCAACCAUGGAGGGUUCUUCGAGAAAGUGGGCGGACAGCAUUCAGCAGGAGACAUUAUGAUCCGGAACAUUCAGCUGAGGCAUGCUGGGAAAUACACAUGUGCCGUGCAAACGAAGGUGGACAGCAUCUCCAUCGCUGUGGAUCUAGUUGUCAGAGGUCCCCCGAGCCCCCCCACCAGCAUCAACGUUGAAGAAAUCACUGACACCACGGCGUCUCUGUCCUGGAGGCCUGGUCCUGAUAAUCACAGCCCAAUUACCGCAUACACCAUCCAGGCCCGGACACCCUUCUCCCUGGGGUGGCAGGCUGUCACCACAGUUCCCGAGGCGGUGGGGGGCCAUCGGCUGACAGCCACCGUAAUAGACCUGAGCCCAUGGGUAGAGUAUGAGUUUCGGGUCUUGGCCAGCAAUGGUAUUGGGACCGGCGAGCCAAGCAAACCCUCCAAACAAGCCCGGACAAAAGGCACCUCCCCCAAGGUGACCCCAGCCAACGUGAGCGGAGGAGGAGGCAGUCGCUCAGAGCUCGUCAUCACAUGGGAGCCUGUUCCAGAGGAACUGCAAAAUGGCCCAGGGUUUGGGUACGUGGUGGCAUUCCGUCCCAAUGGCGCCCCCGGCUGGAUGCAGGCGGCAGUGCCAUCAGCAGAGGCCUCCAGAUAUGUGUUCAAGAACGAGAGCAUCCUGCCAUUCUCCCCGUUCCAGGUGAAGAUGGGAGUCUACAACAACGAGGGAGAGGGCCCCUUUGGACCAGUCAUUACUAUUUACUCCGCAGAGGAAGAGCCUGGCCGGGCGCCCACCAGGGUCCGUGCCAGGAGCCUGUCUGCCUCCGAGGUGGAAGUCCUGUGGAAGGCCCUGCCCUGGAACGCCAGUAAGAAGAGAGUAUUGGGCUACGAGGUGAUCCUGGAAACAAACAAACUGUUUUUUAAGCUCAAGUACUGGAUCAAAGGUGAAAAGGAGGACGCUGCCAAUGUGCAAAGGACUGUGGGUAACCAGACGUACACGGUGAUCCGAGGACUCAAAGGCAGCGCUACAUACUCCAUCACCGUCAGAGCCUACAACACGGCGGGGACAGGACCCGCCAGCUCCACUGUCAACGUCACCACCAAGAAACCACCUCCCAGCCAGCCUCCCGUCAAAGUGAUGUGGAACACGUCCAACUCAAAGAUCGUUGUGAACUGGGAGCAGGUGAAGGCCCUGGAGAAUGAGUCAGAAGUGACGGGAUACAAGGUGUUCUACAAGAAGAACCGGCACAGCAGCCCUCACAUCAUGGAGACCAACACCACAUCGGUGGAGCUGGCGCUGCCCACAGACGAAGACUACAUCAUUCAGAUCAAGCCGUUUGGAGAAGGAGGCGAAGGCAGCAGCACGCGGCAGAUCACCAUCCCCAGAGUCCCAGGCCCCAACGCAGUGGGCUCAGCAUCGAAGGUCUCCACACUGUCGGCGCUCAGCACAAUAGCACUGUCGCUCACAGCACGGACAUCUUUAUGA